This is a messenger RNA of Meleagris gallopavo (turkey), 2000 nucleotides long. RefSeq names its product synaptotagmin like 3 (gene SYTL3). The record is from RefSeq and is a predicted model, not a curated record. NCBI's taxonomy places the organism in Eukaryota, Metazoa, Chordata, Aves, Galliformes, Phasianidae. Gene Ontology annotation, biological process: intracellular protein transport; exocytosis. Gene Ontology annotation, molecular function: neurexin family protein binding; small GTPase binding. Gene Ontology annotation, cellular component: exocytic vesicle; plasma membrane.
UAAACAGUUAGAGAAAUGCACUUUUUGGAAAAUGAUGAUUCAAAUGUCUUUUUCUUGUUUUUCAGAGAUGUGAAAGUAAAGGCUGGUGAAUGGUUCUUUGAAGAACGAGCAAAGAAAUAUCCAAAUGAAGGCAGGCAUGAAACAGCUGGUGCAAAGCUCUUGAAAUCUUAUCAGAAACUGAGUAAAAUUUCUGUUGUACCUCCAACUCCACCUCCUUACACUGAGUCCACAGCAGGAAGUGACGCAAAGGAACUUGGACAGUCUAAAAGUUUUAAUAAAUCUGUGGAAAACUUGUUUUUGUCUCUCACAACACACAUAAAGAAAAUCUCCAAGUCCCAGAAUGAUAUGGCUGACAGAAGUCUGCUAACGACAGAUUAUGGACAUAAUGUGGAAAGAAGGAAGCAAAGGAGGAGCCAGUCUGACACUGCCAUCAAUAUUACAAGCAGGAAGAAAAGUGUACCCAGUCUUCAAGAUCUCUUCUAUGGGGCUCAAAAUGAUAAUGAAAUUCUUACCAAAAGGAAUUGCAAGCAAGAGGAAGACAUAACAACCAGUCCCACAAGUGAUGCUGUUUUCUGUGAUGGCAGGAAACAUGGGAGUUUGUAUAGUCUUAACAGCACUUGCACUGAAUCCGGCAACUUUGGCAAAGCGAAUGUCACGGGAGAAAUCGAGUUUGCCAUAAGAUACAUCUUCAAGGCUUGCGUCUUAGAAAUUUGUAUCAGAGGAUGCAAGAAUCUGGCUUAUGGAGAGGAGAGGAAGAAAAAAUGUAAUCCGUAUGUCAAGGUUUAUUUACUUCCUGAUAAAUCUUCUCGGAGUAAGCGGAAGACAGCUGUCAAAAAGAACACAGUGGAUCCAGAAUUUGAUGAGACUUUGAAGUACAAGAUUGAGCGCUCCCAGCUGGGAAGUCGGCAGCUUCAGAUCUCUGUGUGGCAUGCAGGAGCGCUCAAGUACAGGGUGUUUUUGGGAGAAGUGGUGAUUCCAUUGGCAGCGUGGAGUUUUGAAGAUAGCUCAAUGGAAUCAUUCAACUGGUACCAGCUCCAAUCCAAGCAUGAAAAGCCUGAAGAUAAUCUUAUUCAAUACAGUGGAGAACUCCUGGUGUCUGCAAGAUUGUCGGUACCAGCCCAGUAUAAAAAUUUCCAGUUUGAAAGGUGGAUGAUGGAAGGAAAAAAAGACCAAGAAUUUUCCAACUGCCAGCUUCAGGUUAUGAUAUUUGGGGCCAGGAACUUGCCUGUGCUGAGAUCUGCUGGAAUGCUGAACUCGUUUGUUAAAGGCUGUCUUAUCCUUUCAGACCAAGCAGAGUUAAAGCAAAAGUCACCUGUGGUGAAGAAAGAAGACUGUCCUCAGUGGAAACACUUGUUUGUCUUUGAUGUUACCCCAGCUCAGCUACAGCAGUCAUGUCUACACUUGACUGUCUGGGACCAGUCAACUUGUGGCUCACAUGAUCAGUUCCUAGGGGGAGCUAAGCUUGGUGCAAAGCAAUUGCUUGGUUUCGCAGACCCCAUUUCUCCGUCAGUGCUUCAAUGGGAAGAAGUGUUCCGCAGGCCAAACACGUGGAUGGACUUUACACUUAUACUGCAUUCAAAUAUGGAAAACUUCAAAUCUUGAAUAUAAUGGCCUGCCUUCCCUUCUCAGAGGGUGGUAUUUUGGGUUGGAGUGGUGCGUAUGCAUUCUAAGCUUGGUGAAAGGAGUAUACAACAGUAUCUACUUCUGUGUUUGGGGAACUGAGUUGUAAGUUUGAAUGGUUGUGAUACUGAAGGUUUUAUUUCUCAAAAAUCUAAAGCUUUGUUAACUUAUCUUACGCUUCGCCUAGAGAUAAAGAUUAUUAUUGUUUCUCAGGAGUAACAAACUGAAAGGCAUUAUGCUGACAAGGCACUAAUAGACAGAUGGUAUGCAGCUUUCUCUUUCUGGUGAUAGAGCUACAGUUGUUCAAACACAUUCCAGAUAAGGAAUAUUGCAUAGAGAUAAAUGAUCAUUUUCUUAUUAAAAAAUAAGUUAUCAUUUCA